Messenger RNA from Moesziomyces aphidis, 1125 nucleotides. Lineage: Eukaryota; Fungi; Basidiomycota; Ustilaginomycetes; Ustilaginales; Ustilaginaceae. The record is from the annotation of a GenBank genome assembly.
AUGGCUUCCUCUUCGGCAGCUGCCAUGUCUUCGGGAUCCCGCUCAGCCGUACCCGCCGACCUUCUUGCGGUUCACGACUCGUUCCAGCGAUACAGUCGGGAUGUAAUUGAGCACCAGAUUCCGCGUCUGCAAUCGUGCACGCAGCUCACUCUGCUAGCCGACUACGAGGCCGAGGUAAUCUCUUCCAUAGACGGUCUCAAGCGCCAAGUCAACGACCUCAAGUUCGCAGUCGACGAAGCAGAGUCCGGCGCGGAACGUCGCGAACUCCAAGCGCUAGCUUCUGCAUCCAGCCAGCAGCUGGAUGAGAUCCGACAGUCGGUCCGCAAAGCCUUGCUAGCCGCUCGUCGCAGCAUCGACAAUGCCCGAUCGGAAGAAGCUCGCGCUGGGCUUCAGCUUGCAGCCGACAGUGCCAAGGAGCGCACCGGUGGCCGCGGCGGAGGCUCUAGCGGCGAAGACAAGCUCAUGACCGCCUCGCAGGAUGUCACCGAUGCGCUACGCCGUACCGUCGCGCUCAUGUCGUCCGAACUCGAAAAGUCGGCCAUGUCGUCUCAACUGCUCGAGGAGUCGUCGCAAACCAUCUCGAGCCUAUCCUUUCAGUAUGGUUCGCUCACCACGCUCAUGACGAAUUCCGUCACAAUGAUCAAGACCAUGGAGCGUGAAGACCUCAUCGGUAAGGGCAUGGUCGCCGCCUCGUUCCUCUUCUUCCUUGCCUGUGUAGGCUACAUUGUGUACGUGCGCCUCAUCAGCAAGGGAAUCGGUCUGCUCGGCUUCAUCUUCCGCCUCUUUGGCCUCAACCGACUCCUAGGCGGCACCGCCAGCCGGAGCCCGCAAGAUCUGCAGCAAAAGGCAGAGCUCUUGAAACAAGCCGCUCAGUCGGUCACCAGCACACAGACAGUCGCAUCGGCAGCAGUGUCCGUCGCAACUGCAGUCUCGUCCGUCGUAGCAUUGGCCGCGGCUGCAUCCACGUCCAAAGCGCAACAAGCGGUGCGGGAGAAGCCCAUCGACAUUCAAGACGACCUUCAAGACCUUGUUGACGCUGUCAUGCCCGACGACCAAACACAUGGCCACCGCGACUUGCCCAUGACCAGGGCAAACACUCUUCCUGUCGAGCAUGUCGAGCUGUAA